AUGGUGUUUCCCAUUUGUAAUGAAAAUCUAUUUACGGAAGUUUGUAAAUCAGUCAACGAAGAUCCAUCAGAUGUUUUACGACUGGCCAAAAAGACCGCUGGCCGGCGAUCUGAAAAGUUAAAGAAACGAAGAUGGAGACAGUGCAAAGUAGAAGAGGAAGAGGAAGAGGACCCCGAUGUUGUGCCUCCAACUCCUAAAGAUAAAACAAUCGCGUUUGGAAAACGUAGGAACCGAAAGGAAAAUCGCAACAGUCAUCUGUUCUUCAAAAAGUAUCAAAUCCUAACGUCUCACAGUACACUGAUAACAGGAAAAAAAAACGUUCACCGAAAGAGGUGCAAGGUUCCAACCGAAGACGAGAAUGAUGUACCCGUCCUAUCCACGAUAAAGCGUGAUAGCUUGCUCAGAGUUUCAAUAUGA
Molecule: messenger RNA, 417 nt
Organism: Kluyveromyces lactis
Lineage: Eukaryota; Fungi; Ascomycota; Saccharomycetes; Saccharomycetales; Saccharomycetaceae
Exons: 1
Coding region: 1-417 (138 amino acids)
Source: RefSeq, a predicted model, not a curated record